GACAUUCAGGGAGAAGGAGCCAUUACAGUCAGCUCUGUUGUGGAAUCGUUUUUUUAGGAAAAUUCCUGCGUUUUAAAACACAUUCCUAUUUUUGUACUGACUACAAUAAUGGAGCCAUUCUCUGACCAGAUUGUGAUGUUCAUGCUGGCUGCAAGCAUGGAGGAAGAGAGUGCUGCUGAACAUCAGGAUCAAGAUCAGCAAAUGUCUGCAUUGGGUGAGCCAGUUUUGCGGGUUUCAUUUCCACGUCCACGCCAGUAUCGCACUAGGCGUGAACUGGAGGAUCUCAGCGAGUUCGAGGUGAUACAAAAUUAUCGCUUAUCGACUCGCGACAUAUAUUCGCUGUACGCUCUGUUGGAGGCCGACCUGGAACCUCGGGCACGGUCCAACCGUGCAGUCAGCGGUUUCCAGAAACUGCUGGGUACGUUACAUUUUUUGGCGUCAGGCACAUUCCAGCCUACACUGUCUCAAACAUGCGGUUUUUCACAGUCGACACUGUCGCGCUGUAUAACCCAGGUCAUUAGGGCUUUCCGCAAAUUGACGAUCCAGUACAUCACAUUUCCAGAGACGGAUAGCGAAUGUCGUGAGAUCAAAUUAGGCUUUUUCACCAAAUACAAAUUUCCCAAUGUGCUGGGCGCGAUUGACUGUACCCACGUGCAGAUCAGACCGCCACGGAAUUCAGAAGAAUGUUUUCGGAACCGAAAACAUUUCCAUUCCCUGAAUGUACAGGCGGUCUGUGAUGUCAACAUGAGAUUUUUGAACAUUUUUGUGGGAUUUCCUGGAUCGUCUCACGACUCCUUCAUCCUAAGCCAGUCAUCGCUGUUUGACAAGUUCGAAACAGGAAACAUGCCUGGUGGCUGGCUGUUAGGUGAUGCGGGUUAUCCAAACAAAUCGUGGCUCUUGACCCCAUUGUCUAAUCCUGUUGGUAGAGCAGAAAAACGUUACCAAGAGACACACAUUGCAUCGAGGCAAAUAAUUGAACGUGCCUUCGGUGUACUUAAAAGCCGGUUUCGAUGUUUAGACACUUCCGGCGGUGCUCUUUUGUACUCACCGGCGAAUGUUUGCGGCAUGGUAAAUGCAUGUUGUAUUUUACACAACAUAUGUGUCGCAAACCGUUUGCCGGUGACUCUUCGUCGCAGUGAUUUCCGACGCGGGAACCGUUCUUCUGCUGUACCGGUGGGUAUGGAUGAAGGAGAUGAUUCCCGGCGGACAGUGAUACAAAACUUUUUUUCGGUUGCCUAGUUUUACGUCCUGUUGAUGUGCAUUCCCAGGCCUGUUUUGUCCUGUUGACGAAUCGUUACCCCCUGAUUUCUCCUGUUGUUGGUUUGCUGCAAAUUUUGGACCAUUUUAUCCAACUCUACCAUGGGCGACCUACUUGUGAUGUGGACCUGACCCUCCGCCAUGUAGCAGACAAC
This is a messenger RNA of Pseudophryne corroboree (corroboree frog), 1412 nucleotides long. Its product is annotated as putative nuclease HARBI1. The record is from RefSeq and is a predicted model, not a curated record. The transcript is spliced from 3 exons. Bases 109 to 1239 code for a protein of 376 amino acids. NCBI's taxonomy places the organism in Eukaryota, Metazoa, Chordata, Amphibia, Anura, Myobatrachidae.